Nannospalax galili (Upper Galilee mountains blind mole rat) is the source of this 9101-nucleotide messenger RNA. It is a transcript of the gene Ppp2r3a, whose product is annotated as protein phosphatase 2 regulatory subunit B''alpha. The transcript is spliced from 16 exons. Bases 865 to 4314 code for a protein of 1149 amino acids. Gene Ontology annotation, cellular component: protein phosphatase type 2A complex. Gene Ontology annotation, molecular function: calcium ion binding; protein phosphatase regulator activity. Gene Ontology annotation, biological process: protein dephosphorylation. Lineage: Eukaryota; Metazoa; Chordata; Mammalia; Rodentia; Spalacidae. The record is from RefSeq and is a predicted model, not a curated record.
CAGGGUGGGCGGGGCGGAGGCGGAGGCGGUGGCCGGCGGCUGGGCCCAGCGGCUGGGCGGCUGGGCGGGGCGCGCUCAGGCCUCGGCUCCUCACGCGCGGCGUUCGCAGCCCCGAGCCCGCGCUGCGGGAAGCCCUGGCGGUGUGUACCGCUGGCGCUGAGAGCCGAGGCUGCCGCUGGAGGAGGAGCGGCAGGCACUGAGCCAACUGCUUCUACUCUGCCCCAGGACUGGCAUGGCAGUCCCUGAGGGAUGCCUUCCUUGACUUAAAGACCCCAGAGCCAUCUUGCAUCCUGCUUUCCCAGAAGAAAAGGUCUCAGUGAGGAAAGUGACUUGACAAGGUUAUCAGAUUGAGUCAUUCUAUCAAGAGCACUGCAUUGCCCACCUACUGCUUUCUGUUCAAUCACUUCUGUUUUUCCACUGGAAUACAGGUUUUUCUGUCAUUCACAGAAAAAUGGAUCAUUUAAGUCUUUGGAGGACUCGGUUGUCACAAUACUCCUCUACUACCAACUAAGAUUUAUGACAGUCAACUUAUGAUAAUAAAUUUCAACAUUACAGAAACACUGAAGAAUUAGAAGAUAGUCUUUCAUAAGAUAAUCCUAGAGUAUCAUGCUACUAAAUAAAACCUAAAAAGCACAGUUGUUGAAUCAUUAGACUUGAUAAUACACACACAUAUGUGCAGCAGCUACUGUCUACUGAUACUUACCAAACCUCAAAUUUAAACAUCUUCCCUUCAUGGAAAAUUAUAUUUUGCAAGAAACCACUGAGCAUUGUCAUUUACUGUUUUUUGAUAAGUAUCAUUAGGAAAAUUUUCUUGAAACACGUUCUAGAAAGUUCUAAGUCCCACCACUAGGUGAAUUUGAUAUUAUGGCAGCAACUUACAGACUUGUGGUUAGUACUGUGAACCAUUACAGCAGUGUGGUGAUAGACCGGCGUUUUGAACAAGCUAUACAUUAUUGCACUGGAACCUGCCAUACCUUUACACAUGGAAUAGACUGCAUUGUGGUACAUCAUAGUGUUUGUGCAGACCUCUUGCAUAUUCCUGUGUCUCAGUUCAAAGAUGUGGAUCUGAACUCUGUGUUUCUGCCCCAUGAAAAUGGGCUUUCCUCAGCUGAAGGAGAUUACCCUCAUCAGGCCCUCACAGGCAUAUCCAGGGUCAAGAGAGCAUCUGCAUUUCAGAAUACCUGUAACUUAAAGGACAUUGCAGGAGAAGCAAUCAGUUUUGCUAGUGGGAAAAUAAAAGAAUUUUCUCUUGAAAAACUCAGAAACUCGAACCAUGCAGCUUACAGAAAAGGAAGGAAAGUUAAAUCUGACUCAUUUAAUAGGAGAUCAGUUGAUUUUGACUUACUCUGUGGCCACUAUAACAAUGAUGGGACCUCUCCAUCCUUUGGCUUACUCCGGAGUUCCUCAGUUGAGGAAAAAUCUUUAUCUCAUAGAAACUCAUUUGAUACAAACCUGACUUCCAUGUUUCUUCAAAACUUUUCUGAAGAAGACCUGGUAACCCAGAUUUUGGAAAAACAUAAAAUAGAUUGUUUUUCUUCUGGGACAGACAUAAAAAUGUGCUUGGACAUCUUACUGAAAUGCUCUGAGGAUUUGAAAAAAUGCACAGACAUUAUAAAACAGUGCAUAAAGAAAAAAUCAGGAAGCAGCAUCAAUGAAGGAAGUGGCAAUGAUACAUUUUCUAACUCUGAAACUGUCUAUAUGAAUGUAAUGACCAGGUUAGCAACCUAUCUGAGAAAGUUACCAUUUGAAUUUAUGCAGUCUGGGAGUAAUGAGACUGUAGAUUUAACAGAACUGGUCAGUAAUAUGCCCAGCUUACAACUGACUCCCUUCUCGCCAAUAUAUGGGACCGAACAGCCCCCUAAAUAUGAAGAUGUUGUCCAGCUCUCAGGUCCUGAUGUUGGACAGUUUCAGUCUGUUAAAAUGCAGGAUGAUAAGCAUAAUUCUAAGCAAGCAGACACUGCAAAAGCCACUCCAAACAACACAAAUUCCUUGUAUAGCUUGGAGAUAAAUGAUCCCAGAAUUCUAAAAGCUGUUCAGCUUCAAUCACCAUCAUUAACUAUGAAUCCGUUAGAGACUGUUUCUUCUGGUGACUUAAUGGAAACUCUUUAUAUUGAAGAAGAGUCUGAUGGAAAGAAGUCAUUAUUAGGUAAAGGACGAAAAAGAGAGAAUGGACAAGGUCAAGAACUGUUAAAAGUAAAUGAACAUAAAGAAUUUCCAGACCAUGAUACUCAUUUUAAAAAAUGUCCUGCCUCAAUGCAAAAUGAAGUUGGUAAGAUAUUUGAGAAGCCAGUUGUUCAUCUGCCUGAAGAAAAAUCUAAAUUAGAAGUUCCUAAAGUAGAACUAGGAGACCAGAGACAUUCUAUGAACUCUAAUGGUCAAGAAGAAAUAGAUAAAUUGUUAAUGGAUUUGGAAUCAUUUUCACAGAAGAUGGAGACCUCUCUGAGAGAGCCACUUGCCAAAGAUAAAAGCAUCAGCCCUCUAAAUAGUCAUAGCCAUUUGACUGGACAGAUCUCUUCAGAUCCUGAGCCUAAAUCCAAAGUCUCUUCACCUGCAGAAAAAGUCUCACCUUCCUGUCUAACAAGGAUUAUUGAAACCAAUGGACACAAAAUAGAGGAAGAAGACCGAGCCCUCUUACUGAGAAUUUUGGAAAGUAUUGAAGACUUUGCUCAAGAACUAGUUGAAUGCAAAUCAAGCAGAGGAAGCCUAUCACAAGAAAAGGAAAUGAUGCAAAUUCUACAGGAAACUUUGACAACUUCCUCCCAAGCCAAUUUAUCAGUCUGUAGAGGCUCUAUUUGUGAGAAAGCCAAAGAUACUACUUCAGUUGUUUUAAUUCAGCAGAUGCCAGAGGUGAUCAAGAUUCAAAAUAAACCAGAAAAGAAACCUGCAUCGUCACUUCCACCUCCAUCAGCCCUUCCAAGUAGCCCUCAGCCUAUUUCUUCUGAGCCUCAUGUGAAUAACGUGAAUAUACCCUUGUCCAUAAACAUUCCACGAUUCUACUUUCCUGAAGGACUCCCAGAUACCUGCAGUAACCAUGAACAGAUUCUAAGCAGAAUUGAAACUGCUUUCAUGGAUCUCGAAGAUCAAAAAGCAGACAUUUAUGAAGUGGGGAAAAUUGCAAAGGUCUGUGGCUGUCCAUUCUAUUGGAAAGCCCCCAUGUUCAGAGCUGCAGGGGGAGAAAAGACUGGAUUCGUGACAGCACAGUCAUUCAUUGCCAUGUGGAAAAAGUUGCUGAAAAACCAUCAUGACGAUGCCUCAAAGUUCAUCUGCCUUCUAGCAAAGCCCAGCUGUAGCUCUCUAGAACAGGAGGAUUUUAUCCCUUUACUUCAGGAUGUGGUAGAUACACACCCUGGCCUUACGUUCCUGAAAGAUGCUCCAGAAUUCCACUCUCGCUACAUCACCACGGUUAUUCAGAGGAUAUUCUACACAGUCAACAGAUCUUGGAGUGGAAGAAUUACUUCAACAGAGAUAAGGAAAAGCAACUUUUUGCAAACUCUGGCACUUUUGGAAGAAGAGGAAGAUAUAAACCAAAUCACAGAUUACUUCUCCUAUGAACAUUUUUAUGUUAUUUAUUGUAAAUUCUGGGAACUAGAUAGUGAUCAUGACUUAUACAUCAGCCAGGCUGAUCUGUCUCGAUACAAUGACCAAGCUUCAUCAAAUAGAAUUAUAGAAAGGAUAUUCUCUGGGGCAGUAACAAGAGGAAAAACAGUACAGAAAGAAGGAAGAAUGAGCUAUGCAGAUUUUGUUUGGUUUUUGAUCUCUGAGGAAGACAAACGGAACCCCACUAGCAUCGAGUAUUGGUUCCGCUGCAUGGACGUGGAUGGAGAUGGUGUACUCUCCAUGUAUGAGCUGGAGUACUUCUAUGAAGAGCAAUGUGAAAGAAUGGAGGCCAUGGGCAUUGAACCCUUGCCAUUCCAUGAUCUGCUGUGCCAGAUGCUUGACUUGGUGAAGCCAGCCAGUGAUGGCAGAAUAACUCUACGAGAUCUGAAGAGGUGCAGAAUGGCUCAUAUCUUCUAUGAUACUUUCUUUAACCUGGAGAAAUACUUGGACCAUGAACAGAGAGAUCCCUUUGCAGUCCAGAAGGAUGUUGAAAACGAUGGCCCUGAGCCCUCUGACUGGGACAGGUUUGCUGCUGAGGAGUACGAAACUCUUGUCACAGAGGAAUCUGCCCAAGCACAGCUCCAUGAGGGCUCCUUUGAAGAGUACGAAGCAGAUGAACGUGCCUCUCCCUCUGAAUUUGGAAACAAGGCCAAUAAAACAGUAAGCUCAAGUCUUCCAGAAAAAUGUGGGAAGCUUCAGUCAGUGGAUGAAGAAUAGCUGCCAACAUCUACACAUGAGGAAAAUGAGUAUUUCAGUAUUUGUGUGAAGAGAUGCUCUAGUUUGCAUACUGCUUUGUAAAAGCUUUGAUCCCAAGUGUGUUUAUGCACUAGAAACUUUAAACUGUUUUAAGUAAUUCAACAUAGGAGGCUCCUCCAGUUUGCCUCAAACCUCUUCCAGAGCUUUCCUUGAAAAGUAACAGCCUACACUUACCAUCACCUCCCAGUCUGCAAUCAGCACUUUCACCUGAAUGUAUGAAGGCUCUCUUGGAAACAAGGCCAAGCACAGUUCUCUGUACAGCAGAAGUUGCCUCCGUGUUGGCCAGCCUUCCUGAAGCCUCUCAGGCUCCUAUGGAACCUAGAAACUUCACUUGCAGAAGACUUGAGUCAAAAAAUCUGGAACUUGAAAUAGUAGUAAGGGCCUUCAGAAUUGACUCUGUCCUAGUAAAGAAAGAGCUGCCAAACAUCUCAGAGACUUUUAAUUAUGUGUACUGGAGUUAAGGAUCUUGAACUUACCUGGUUUAAUGUAAUUUCACAAUUUCCUGCCAAACUGCUAGUCACUUUACAUUCUCAGGUAUUGUAACCACUGGGCCUUCCAAUUUUGCUAGCAAGCUCUGACAACCUCCCCAUGCUGGCUAUGGAUCUUGUAUAAACCAAGAAAGAUCUUUAAAAUCUUUAAAUGAAGACAAGUACAGAAUUUGGCUCUUUCUUGGGGGGGUGUCUUGACUUCGAGUGAUUUGUUAAUCUAUAUAUUAGCUGAUGAUGUAUCUUCAUUUCUAGCAGAAGGCCUACUUGGAAACUUAAAAGGAAUGUGACAGUGUGAAAAGUUCUCACUAGACAGAUUCCCUUCCCUUUGUUCAAUAUUAGACUAAGUCAAAAGUAAAAGGCUCAAACUAAACAGUAUUCCUUACUUCAUAUUAAACAAACUAGUAGACCGGGUAUUUCAUUUCAUUCACCUCAAUAUUACCACAAAAAUUACAAAACAAUGAUUCUCAUCCAUAGUAGAAAGCUUUUAUUUACUACAGUGGUAAACGUAUUUCAGAGUCCUAUAUUUCUUUUUAGCAGGCCAGAGUGCAGCCAAAUCCUUGUCAUCCUUCACACCGUAAAUAAACUACUAAAAAGGAUGGACAUUUCUAAAGUCAAAGAUUACCCUCACACACACCUCAAGCAACUCUUUACCAUCCCUAUCUACCAUCCCGAGUUUUUUAUUUCAGUCUUUUAAAGGGUCAGAACAGCCUUCCUUUCUUCUCCGUCUCAGUUCCCUCGCUAAUACAAAGGUGGAACAUGGAAAAGGGAGAAUUUAGGAAACGUACAACUAGUGUAAGUUAGCAAUCCUGUCUGUCACAAGAUCCUCCCAGUUUCCUGGUUAUUUUACCUUCAUGACUGGAACUGAUCUUCCAAGUUAUCAGUUACAGGAAGUAGUGACUAUUAAAAAUAAGAGCUCACCCACAGAAUUAAAACCUAAUGGUGAAUAAAUUUUUGGAAAAAUACUACCAUACAGGUACCUAUGAUCUCAGAAUAUAGGAGGUUAAGGCAGGAGACAGAAAAUCUGCUAUGUACGAUGGCCUAACCUACUGGGAAAUUUGAUUACCAUCAGACAUGGUGAUGCACAUCUGUAAUCCCAGCAGUCACUCGGGAGGUUUAAGGCUGAGGCAAGGCGAGCCCAAAGUUUAAGGCUGGACUGGGCUACAGAGUCUUAAACAAGAUUUAUGAUACAUGUUGUUUAUCAAUAAUCACAUUCACUCUUUACCAGGAAGGGAAAGCGACUAUUUUUAAUUUCAUAUAAAAAUGCAAAAGAAAGUAAUACUUUAAAAACCCAAAUGCAACUUAAAAUAUUUUAGUCAAAUGUUCUAAAUUAUUUGAAACUCAUCAAAACUUACAAAAUAAAAUUCAAUUUUAUAAUAUCCUUUUUUGAGACAGGGUCUCCCUGUAGCCCCAGGUGUCCUGGAACUCACUAUGUAGACCAGGCUAGGCUCCAACUCACAAAGAUCCACCUGCCUCUGCCUACCAAGUGCUGGGAUUAAAGGCAUGCGACACCACGCCUGGCUCCUUUUUUCUUUUUUAAAUGAACAUGGGGCUGAGCUAGUUAGGCCUCAGUAGCUACACUGAAAUUGUAUGCAAUUUUAUCUGUGGUGCUGGGGAUCAAACCCAGAGCCUUCCACAUGCUAGGAAAGCAUUCUACCACUGAAAUUCUCUUGCUUUUUACUUUGGUCAAUACUUGGUUUUAAAUGUUUGUAUCAUAAAAGCACAGUUAUCAAUACCAUCCCAUUUAAGAUAGACUAGUCUGGGUUAGCCAAAUUAUAUGCUUCAUCCAAGUCCUUUCUUAGAACUGAAUGCAAGGAAUAUAAAUUCUAAGAAACUAGGUUCCUGUUUGACUUUUUGGUAAAGAUCAUGCCAUUACUCAUAUUACCUAAUAUUCAUUACCACCAACCAAACUAUAAAUUUCAACUGGUUAGAAUAUCCCAGGAACCUUGAUAAACAUUAUGUUAUAAUCUAAAUAUUAUUUAAUGAAAGGGGGUUUUCAUAGAAUCUUAACUGCCAAGGUAAUCAAACUAAUAAAAUUCUGUAUAUUGUCCCUGUAUCUUCUAUCACUGUGUACAACUCAAAAUGUUUAAGAAAAACGGGAAAAAAAAAAAACCCUUUAGAUUGAACAAACGUCAUUUGCUCUGUUUUGAAAAUGUUAGUGUGUUUGAGUGGAGACGGCUGCAUGACUUGUUUUCCCCUUUUUGCCAAACUUUAAAUAAAGCUGUCAAAUGUAUGAAUCAUGCUAAGAUAAUCACUACCUACUUUUGUUGCUGACACAUCUACAAUUCAUUUUUGUGUCUAAAAGACUAACACUGUAAAAGUUGAGUUUUAGAAAGAAUGACUCUUCGAACCCCUGAGAACACUAUAAAGAAAUACGGUAUCUCAAUCUAUGAAGUGUUUUCCUCUAGGGAUAAAGGGACCAGAGUUUGGGAGUGAAGGGUCCACAGGGAUCAAAGGGAACUUUAAUCCCAUCCAUAUAUGUUAAAAGACUUGUCACUGCAUGUUAUUGAGUAUCUAAAAUGUAAUGUUUUAAACUCAUGAAAAAUACAUUAAUUACCAUCAGAGUGUCAGAUCCAGACACUAGAGUCUGAGUUUAGCAUGUCCUAAAGCAUUAUGGUACCUAUAGAGAAAGACAAUUUUAUUUUCAUUUGUUAUUUAAAAAAAAAAAAAAAAAACUUUACUUUUCUUCAACAAGGUUAUUGGGAUUCCCCCCCCCCCUUAAAGCAAUGUAUUAAGGCGAAUUCUCUCCCAUGGGACCUACUGAUUGAAAUGCUAACUCAGAAAAAGAUUCAAGAUGCACCCCUUUAAAAUGCUGUCUUGUGUCAAAUCCUGAUGAAGCAAAUAAACCCAGUUCCUUCAGUAAAUUCCUAAUCAGUUAUUCAUCAUAAAUAAGCCAUGUUAUAAAGGAAAACAAUAUACAAACCAAGGCACUGUAGUUCAUUACUCUUCCCCAAAUUAAUACAGACCAUUCAGAGCAUGCUAUCCCAAACUCCUCAGUAUUCUACAACAUAGAAUUAGAAAACUAUCAUUUAUUGAUAGAUUUAAGGUGUAAUACAGGUUUCCAAAAGUGUGGCAGUGAGAAUACCAGCAUAAAAAAGAGAAGAAACUUGUGCUAAAAACAACCUGAAUUCAUCAUUGGCAAUAUUACAUAACAAACAGGUUCUCACAUACUGAUUUCCACUUUGUCUAUGGCCAACCUCCCAUGCACCAAUGAACAAACUAAGAUUAUCAAAUCUGGGGAGCAAUGAAGUACUCAUGAAUUUUAAGAUCAUAUUAUGAAAAUCUGGGAGAUUUGAAAAAUAUAUCCUAAUCACUCAUGUACAAUCUCAUUUCUAGUCAUUUUCGCAGUGAUCAUUAGUGAAUUAAAAAAACAGAUUUACAUGAUUAUGUAUCAGGGCAUCUCGAUUCAACACAAACUGUUACAAACUUUAGGUAAAUACAUGUUUCAUAAGACACAGCUAACACUUAAAGGAAUUAAAUAAAAUUCCAAAACUUGGUAAGCAAAUAAAGACAAGACAACUAAGAAGCAUUUUCCACCAUUUACUCUUGUUAUCAAAAAUAGUUCAACUCUUCUUGCAAAACAAAAACAAAAUAGUACAUACUGGACACAUACAUCACAUUUUUUUUCCUAUGGCUUCAGCCCACCCCCACCCCACCAAAAGAGAUCCAAAAAAUUUUUGUGUUUUUUUCUUAAAAGCCCAAUGACAACAACAAAACAACUACCUGACCACAUUCACAGAAAAUGACACCAGGAUACACUACAAAACAGGAGGUGUCAUCUGCUCUGUGUCCAAAGGAUUCUUCUCCAUGUCUUGUAUGAGGCGAGUAACCAUCAUUGAACAUGCUGUGUGCCAAAUCAAAACAACUUCAACACAUCAGAUCUCACUAGAGAUGGUGAACAUAGUAGAAAUUGGAACUUUUCCAGCAGUAUUUUUCGUAAAAUAAGCACUGUCAAAGCAACAACUCUUCUUUUUAAACCAUAAGGUUAUCUCUACACCCAGUCAGUCCUUGUUUACUUAGGCUGUGCUCUUUGAAGCAACUGACUAGAUUUCCCUUCAACAGAAUGUUUGUCUUCCCCACCAAGUUAAGGGAAGAAGUACAUUAAAACUGAAACAGUUUGUGCUUUGCAUGCAAAGAGCAUUCUACAGAAAAUCCUCCAAGCUUUAAAUCUAUCGAAACGCACAGGCUUCAUAAAAAGGCAUUUUUAUUAGGCCUCAAUAAAAGAAGCCUUCAUAAUGAAUAGCACCCUAAAAAAAAAAAAAA